Messenger RNA from Penicillium malachiteum, 1095 nucleotides. RefSeq lists its product as uncharacterized. The transcript has 7 exons. NCBI's taxonomy places the organism in Eukaryota, Fungi, Ascomycota, Eurotiomycetes, Eurotiales, Aspergillaceae. The record is from RefSeq and is a predicted model, not a curated record. Bases 1 to 1095 code for a protein of 364 amino acids.
AUGGAUGAUCUCAGUCUGGAAGAUGUUGCGCGACAACUUUCGGAUCUUGAAGUGGCCCUUUUUGUGUGUUUGGCUUCUCAUGAGCAUUGCUUGAUUGAAACCACUGGCGAUGCUAUCCAUGACCUGGCCAAAGAGUUGGCCCUGAUAUGCUCAAACACAUUCGAUCUAUCAUAUACUAUUGUUGACUGCGACUCCACAACAUCAAUUGAAGAUAUCCAUAAUGAGAUUCUCACUGCAGACGCUCGCAAAGCUCAAAUACGCCCACCAUAUCCCCGGGUAAAAACAGAAUCGUCCAGCAAUAUCUCCUCGUACUUAAAAGGGCAACAGGACCGCAGCAAGUCUCCAAUUCCCAGUUUGCAAUCAGAAGAACCAAAUGUGGUCAACAUUGUCAUUGCCAAAAACUUUAACAUCACCAACGAUGAUGUCCAAGUCCAAGCCUUGCAAUUGAUGCGGAGCCGAAAAUUGGCCACAGAAGUCGGCAUUCUCCAAGCUCCCGAUGACUUUUUAUUUGUGCCCCUCGUGAUACGAGAGUCAGAUGAUCUGCAACCUCCACUAAAAACACAUCUGCGUGACCAACUCUUUAUAUCACAUUUCCAUGAGCCCAGCGAUGGCUAUGUUUAUCUUGAAGAAAAUGAAUGGCUCACUGACGGUCAAUUAUCCACAACCUCUGUCAUUCACUCACCGAAACACUCGCAGAAGAAGACUGCCAAGAUCAGCCAAACAGUCAUGGAACUAUUUCGUGGUGCUAGCAGCUCAGUCACUACGAACGCGGAAGUUGUUCGGUAUAUUCAGGAUAUUGUGGUUUUCUUGCGUCUUAGUCGAGCUGUCGCUGGUGGGGUAUCUGCGAGGGCCAAUCAGCAAUUUGGGCAAUUUGCAAGGCUUCUUGCACCGCUUCACGGUAUUGAUUACCUGACUCCCUCAAUUGUAGCGCUGGCGGCAAGGAAAGUCUUCCGCCAUCGCAUUGUUGUUGCUUCAACCGAGGAUGACCGAAGUCUUCAGUAUGGAAGUAACCGAGAGGCCAUUUCUCAUAUCCUAGCCGAUGUGACACCGGAAUCGAUACUUGAUGGAGUUCUGGAGCUAGAGCCACCAAUCUAG